AUAGUAGCUAAUAUCUUCAAAGACUAAUUCAUGAAUUCUGGAUCCAUACUUUAAUUCUCAUGCCUAUCUGCAACUCUACAAUCACUAUAAAUAAGAGUUCCUGUAACCAUAACUUCCCAUCAAAAACUUACUUCAUCAGUACUAGUUUAUCAGUUUCUCUCAAACAAUACUCCGAAGAAUCAAAAUGGCUAAUCGCAUUUUGGUUAUUUCAACUUUCAUAGCCAUUUCCUUUUCCAUGGUCGCUUCCUUUCAGCCCAGUCCAUUGCAAGAUUUCUGCGUUGCCGAUCCUACUAGCUCAGCAAGAGUUAAUGGCCUAGCUUGCUUGGACUCAAAGAUGGUACAAGCCAACCACUUCUCCUUCAGCGGCCUCCAUAUUCCAGGAAACACAUCAAAUGCCCUUGGCUCAGCAGUUACACCGGUCUUCGUAGGACAAAUACCUGGACUCAACACCCUUGGGAUCUCGAUGGCCCGCAUUGACUAUGCACCGUGGGGCCUGAUCCCUCCUCACUCACACCCUCGUGCUACUGAGAUUCUCACCGUCUUAGAAGGCAGACUCCUUGUUGGCUUCGUGACUUCUAACCCUGAUAACAGGCUCAUCACCAAGGUCCUGGAAAAGGGUGAUGUGUUUGUGUUUCCAAUUGGACUUGUUCACUUCCAGAGAAAUGUUGGCCUCGGAAGUGCUUUCUCGAUCUCUUCCUUGAGCAGCCAAAACCCCGGUGUUCUUCUCGUUGCUAAUACCCUAUUUGGAUCCACUCCAAGCAUUCCAAAUGAUAUUCUAGCCAAGGCUUUCCAGGUGGACAAGUCUGUAGUUGAGAAACUUCAAGCUCAAUUCUAGACUGUCAUGGAUCCUGAACUGAAGAAGAUUUCCUCCUUUCUUACCAUUAUGUUCGUCUAGUCCUCAUUUAUUCUAUUUUUUAUUAUUUAUGCAAUUUAUUUGCAAAAUGUUUGCAAGAUUUCCACAAAGUUCGCCAGAAUUUAUAGUUUGCUUAUA
Messenger RNA from Populus trichocarpa (black cottonwood), 991 nucleotides. Its product is annotated as putative germin-like protein 2-1. The record is from RefSeq and is a predicted model, not a curated record. Gene Ontology annotation, molecular function: manganese ion binding. Gene Ontology annotation, cellular component: cell wall. Bases 185 to 835 code for a protein of 216 amino acids. NCBI's taxonomy places the organism in Eukaryota, Viridiplantae, Streptophyta, Magnoliopsida, Malpighiales, Salicaceae. The transcript is spliced from 2 exons.